This is a messenger RNA of Anopheles bellator, 492 nucleotides long. RefSeq names its product cuticle protein 7 (gene Cpr64Ac). Gene Ontology annotation, cellular component: extracellular matrix. The record is from RefSeq and is a predicted model, not a curated record. NCBI's taxonomy places the organism in Eukaryota, Metazoa, Arthropoda, Insecta, Diptera, Culicidae. The transcript has 2 exons. The coding region runs from base 1 to 492 and encodes 163 amino acids.
AUGAUGUCAAAGGUACUGUUGGUUGCAUCGCUAAUGGCAGCGGCAGCCCUGGCUUCACCCGUCUACGGCCCCCUCUCGUAUGGGCCCGGCCUUUCGUACGGCUACGCGGCCAAAGCCAUCCAGCCCCUGCACACGGUAGCAGCCGCCCCGGUUCUGCACGCUCCCAUCGUGGCCGCGGCACCCGUUCUGAAGCACGUCGAGGCGUACGAUCCGAACCCGCACUACAGCUUCAGCUACGGCGUGUCGGACCCGCACACCGGCGACUCGAAGCACGCGGAAGAGACCCUGGCCAACGGCGUCGUCCACGGUAGCUACUCGCUCACCGAACCGGACGGUACCAUCCGCAAGGUGACGUACACGGCCGACAAGAUCCACGGCUUCAACGCGGUGGUCGAGAAGAGUGGCCACGCCGUGCACGCCGCGCCGGUGCUGAAGAAGGUGGUCCAUGCCGCCCCGCUGGUACACGCCGCGCUGCCGUACUACCACCAUUGA